UUCAUACAAUAUAUAAUUUAAAAUACAUAAAAAAAAACUCGAUCAAGGCAGCAAUAUAUUGCCAUCCGGCGGCCACCGUGGUUAGCUAGCGAACAGAUCUCCGGUCAAUGAAAGGCACGGGAACCCUUGGCUUUUGUAUGAGGUAUGAUACCACCUAGCUAUGUAGUACAUGCGGCAUGCAAUGGGAAGGCAAGAGAGUUGAAUUGGUACCGAGCCACUGAGGACGAACGCCCAGCCCUGUACGAUGAUGAGCAGUACAACACGCAGCGGCAACAACAACGAUUUAUUGGUCAAAGGUGGUGGGGAUGAGUUGUUGCUAAAAGGGAGCACUAGCUAUCACCAUCCCCGGAAUGAGAGCAUAGCAGAGAGUGGCAGCUGCAGCAAUAAUGCCGCGGCGGCGGCGGCAACGAGCUUGAAGCCCCAUACUGGCGGCGACGGCCGAUGGGACGCCAUUAACUUAGCAGCAGCAAAGGCGGCGGGUGGCCUGGGGCUGAACAAUUUCCGACUGCUGAAGCGGCUGGGUUAUGGAGACAUCGGAAGUGUGUACCUGGUUGAGCUCCGGCGAACCAACACAUUCUUCGCAAUGAAAGUAAUGGACAAAGGGUCUCUGGCCAGCAGAAACAAGCUGAUCCGAGCCCAAACAGAGAGGGAGAUUCUGGGCCUGCUUGACCACCCCUUCCUUCCCACCUUGUAUUCCUACUUCGAAACCGAAAAGUUCUACUGCCUGGUGAUGGAGUUCUGCAGCGGAGGCAACCUCCACACCCUCAGGCAAAAGCAGCCCAACAAGCAUUUCAGCGAGGAGGCGUCCCGGUUCUACGCCUCCGAGGUGCUCCUCGCGCUCGAGUACCUCCACAUGCUCGGCAUCGUUUACCGGGACCUCAAACCGGAAAACGUGCUGGUCCGAGACGAGGGCCACAUCAUGCUGUCGGAUUUCGACCUCUCGCUGCGCUGCUCCGUCAACCCCACUCUCGUCAAGUCCUCGUCCGUGCAUAAUCAUGGGACCGCAAGCAGCAGCAGCAGCGGGAUCUCGGCAGCAGAUGACGAGAGCGCUGCUGCGGCUGCGCAGGCGGGGUGCAUCCAACCAUCAUCCGCCUUCUUGUUCCCCCGCGGCAUCCUCCCCACCAGCAAAAAGAACCGGAAGUCCAAAUCGGACUUCGGGCUGCUCGUUGCUGGGUCGCUCCCCGAGCUGAUGGCGGAGCCCACCAACGUGCGCUCGAUGUCUUUCGUGGGCACCCACGAGUACUUGGCACCCGAGAUCAUCCGCGGAGAGGGCCACGGCAGCGCUGUGGACUGGUGGACUUUCGGGAUAUUCCUGUACGAGCUCCUCCACGGCAUGACCCCAUUCAAGGGCUCGGGCAACCGUGCCACCCUGUUCAACGUGGUGGGGCAGCCUCUGAGGUUCCCGGAUGCCCCACAGGUCAGCACGGUCGCCCGGGAUCUCAUACGGGGUUUGCUCGUCAAGGACCCUCACAAGCGGAUCGCCUACAAGAGGGGCGCCACUGAAAUCAAACAACACCCAUUCUUUGAGGGCGUGAAUUGGGCCCUGGUGAGAUCUGCCCUUCCUCCUUAUAUCCCCGAACCUGUCGACUAUUCCGUAUUCGCCACCCCCGCCCACUCCUCUCCUCCUUCGCCCCACCACAACCAGCAGACGAUGCCUCCUGAAAUCGGAUUGGAAUCCCACACCACUUCCACCCCUCCCAAUUCCUCUCCCUCUCCCUACGUUGAAUUUGAGUACUUUUGAAUUUACUACACAUUUUUUUAUAGAGAAAGAGAGCUAGAGGGGGAUGCCGGUUACUUAACUAGUCAUGUAAAUGAAUUUGUUCAUACUCAACGAUAUGCACAUUAUUAUUCCCAUUUCAUAAAACUCGUGGAUAUUUGUUUUCUUAUUCUUUUAUGCAUCCAACUUUACUUUUUAUUCAUAUUC
Molecule: messenger RNA, 1924 nt
Organism: Cuscuta epithymum
Lineage: Eukaryota; Viridiplantae; Streptophyta; Magnoliopsida; Solanales; Convolvulaceae
Source: the annotation of a GenBank genome assembly